This is a messenger RNA of Harpegnathos saltator (Jerdon's jumping ant), 897 nucleotides long. Its product is annotated as maf-like protein CTC_02076. The transcript has 4 exons. Bases 192 to 809 code for a protein of 205 amino acids. Gene Ontology annotation, molecular function: nucleoside triphosphate diphosphatase activity. The record is from RefSeq and is a predicted model, not a curated record. Lineage: Eukaryota; Metazoa; Arthropoda; Insecta; Hymenoptera; Formicidae.
UAUCGACAUGUAAAGCUAUUCACAACGACGCGCGUUACCGACCGGUACAACCGCCAGCGUGUGUUUACGGGCGCAUUUUGCGCACCACCACGUGUACGGGCACGUUAUUGCAAUUAGUGCCGAAUGUCAUUGUCGAGUUUCCGGAUAAUAGGUGUCAAUAAUAAUCACUGAGCACCCGCACGUUCCAAAGGAUGUUGGAGUCGACUAUUCAAGCGUUAGCAAGUGGCAGAGUAAUUUUAGCUAGUGGCUCUCCAAGGCGACAUGAUAUAAUGAGGCAUUUGCGAAUAAAUGCAGAAGUAAUACCUUCCCUAUAUGACGAGAACCUUGAUAGAUCCAAAUACAAUAAUCAUGGAGAUUAUGUUCAAGAUAUAGCUAAGUACAAGGUGCUCGAGGUAUAUGAACGACUAAAAACAGAUGCACUGCCACCCUCAUUGAUAAUUGGAGCAGACACAAUGGUAACGAUGAAUGAUGUUGUUUAUGGGAAACCACAGAAUGAGACGGAGGCUUUUCAAAUGUUGUCUAGCCUGGCAAAUAAGGAGCAUGUCGUGUACACCGGUGUUUACUUGAAGACAUCGAAGAGUCAAGUCCAGUUUUACGAGUCAGCCAAAGUCAAAUUUGGAGAUAUAUCUGAAAAACAAAUAAGAGAAUACAUAAAGACAGGGGACCCCAUGGAUAAAGCAGGAGGAUAUGGGCUGCAAGGGAUGGGGGGCUGUCUAAUCGAAAAGAUAGAUGGUGAUUAUUACACUAUAACGGGUCUACCACUGUAUUCACUAUCGAGGCGACUGAAUCAGAUGUUUUCUAGUGUUUAAUGAGAGUAUUGUGUUAACCGUAACAGUACCUGAAGGACAACUAUUGUUGUACUCUAUCGUUUCUACGUGAAUAAAUGUUUUCACGCUA